AUGCGCGUCUUUAGCCUCCCGGCGGUGCUCUCACUGCUCGCCUUCACCUCGGCCCUCCAGGCCGAUGUCCCUCCUAAGCCGCUGCCUCUGCUGAUGUGGCACGGUCUGGGUGACAGGUAUAACGCAGAAGGCUUGCGGGUUACGGGAGCAUUGGCAAGGAAGAUCCAUCCGGGCACAUACGUUUACACCAUCCGGCUGGAUGAAGAUGGCGGCAAUGACCGCACAGACAGCUUCUUCGGCAACGUCACGACGCAGAUCGAUCAAGUGUGUGAGGAGAUCAAGAAAGACCCGAGGCUAUACGCAGCACAAACGGCAGAGGGAAUCAGAGUGGAUGCGCUGGGUUUCAGCCAAGGUGGCCAAUUCCUGCGAGGGUUGAUCGAACGGUGCAAUGUCCUCAGUGUGCGGAGCCUGGUCACAUUUGGAAGCCAGCAUAAUGGCAUUGCACAGUUUCAAGUUUGCGGCCAGCGAGACUUUGUCUGCAAGGGCGCCGUCGCCCUCAUCAAAGGCAACGCCUGGACGGACACGGUGCAGAGCCGCGUUGUACCAGCGCAAUAUUACCGCACGCGCAAUGAGACGACAGGCUUGGCGUCUGAUGAGUACCUGAAGCACAGCAACUUCCUCGCCGAUGUUAACAACGAGCGCGUUUUGAAGAACGCCAAGUAUGCGGCCAGGAUUGCCGAGCUGGAGCACUUCGCUAUGUACGUCUUCUCCGAAGACCAGACGGUUAUACCGAAGGAGAGCGGCUGGUUCGCCGAAGUGAACGCUACAUCCGGCCAUGUCACCCCAUUACGCCAUAGACAAAUGUACAAGGAAGAUUGGCUUGGGCUGAAGAAGCUCGAUGAGCGUGGUGGGCUCGCCUUCAGGACGGUUCCUGGCAAGCACAUGGAGCUUUCGCAGAAGACGCUUGCCGAUGCUUUUAGGGAGUGGUUCGGUCCG
Molecule: messenger RNA, 936 nt
Organism: Baudoinia panamericana UAMH 10762
Lineage: Eukaryota; Fungi; Ascomycota; Dothideomycetes; Mycosphaerellales; Teratosphaeriaceae
Exons: 1
Cellular component (GO): lysosome
Molecular function (GO): thiolester hydrolase activity
Source: RefSeq, a predicted model, not a curated record